AUGGCUACACAAUUAAGAGCAAUUGACGGAUUAAUUUCUGUCUCGGUUACUCAUUGCAGAACAAAUUUGCGUUUUUCUCAAUUUACAAUAAAUCCUGAAGGGUUACUUGGCCCGAUAUUAAAAAUAUUUGAAGUUACAAUUAAUGAUUUAAUUAGACAACGAAUUCCUGAUCUUUUGUGUAGAUCUUUGAGGGAUAUUGUUGAAAGGAAUUCACCUCACUUAUUUCAACGAAUUACUUAUAUUCCUUUAGGGGAGCAUUUUUCUACUUUUGGGAAUGGAACUGAUGGUGUUAUUGAAAGAUUUGUACAACGCCUUUCUAAUGGCUUAUUUAUCGAUGGCAGAAUGGUUUCUGACCCUGUAAUAACCAACGAUUAUUUUGAAACACAACAGAGAGGUGAAUUACGUUAUCCAGAAUCUUAUCAUUCUGCUCCCUUCUUUCCACAGCCAAUCCCAAUAGAAAAUGAUUCUCAAAGAAUGUUUUAUUUGUAUGCUUCUGAUUAUACCUUAAAUUCAAUGUUGUAUCAGGUGAACUCUACCUUAAUGGACAUUUUGUGUAAUAACUCUUGA
Molecule: messenger RNA, 567 nt
Organism: Meloidogyne enterolobii
Lineage: Eukaryota; Metazoa; Nematoda; Chromadorea; Rhabditida; Meloidogynidae
Source: the annotation of a GenBank genome assembly